AUGUCGAGCGAAGUUCUACUCAAGGUCCGCGAAAGGAUGCAGAAAAUUAAGGACAACAUCGAGCUUGCGGAGGGGCGCGAGCAUGAAGCCAAAGAAAGUCUCAAAGAAAUUACAGCUGAUGUAGAAAAGUACGACAACGAGAUUUCCUCUAUGAAAAACAGAAUUAUUCUUCUAAAGAAGGAACUGGAGGAAAAGAACGACCUACUGGAGGACAAAAAGCUUAGAAGCGAACAACUGGAGUUAAAAAAUGAACAAGAGAGUGAAGUCGUGCGCGAGUUAGAAAACGUCGAGGUUGAUGAAGACCAAAGGAUGCGUGAGGUUGAAAACGAGUUGGCAGAAACAACACAAAGGGCAGAAUCGAUGGAGAAUCAAACCACGGAACUUAGGCAAAAAUUGGGGCAAUUAGAGAGCGAAAUUCAAAAGGUAGGUAUUAAUAUUUUUCUUUCUGGAGAUGCGCAUAUUGUUUAUGAUAACAAAUUGUGCUCGAUUAGGUUACCUGUGCCUUCCCAAACACGAAUACACUUCGGGAAAAAAUUUUCCUUUCGUCCUUUAUGUAGCUUGAGCAAAAGUGGGCGACGAAUAAUUUAAAGGGCCAUAAAAUAAUGAGAAUGAGCCUUCUAUUUUCUUAUCGCAAGAACCAAAUUGGUCUCCUAAUCAAAGUGAAGACUCAUAAAAUAUUUGAUGCCCAUCUGUUGUAAUGGAUACGUCAGGACACAAUUGGCUGCCUCGGCCAUUUAAGAUUAUUGAUUACUAUCACCGCUGAUAGCAUUACCUUGCAAUGCAAAAUCGCUUUCGAAGCUUUUGAAAAUCAGUUAAGGAGUAGAUAGUGGCCGCAAGCCGAACAUAAGGUUCGGUUCCCUAUUUUUGCAUGCAAAGCAAUCAUCACGUCUCUACUAGGCAUUGACAAAUGAUUUUCUUUUUCAGUGGGCCGGAAACUCAUCGCAAUCACCUUUUGUUUAUCGGCAAUUAUAGAAUGCCUGGCUUUGUUAUUCACUUUCAAUAAAGUUGAUAUCAAUUAACUCUCUACCAUACAAGAACACAAUGAUGGUACAUUUUGAAGAGGGCGAGGUUAGGUAAAACAAAGUCAGGGACGCCGUGUUUGCGGCCUAUUCUCCUGGAGGGAGGAGUAAUGAUGCCGUGAAUAAUGGUAAUAAUGCAGUGUGUAUAUCAGUAACGGUGGGUAUUGCAUUCACAAAUCGAAGCUAAGCGCAGGCCUGAUUAACUUAUUAAUUUAUCUACUCAUUAACCUGCCUGGUCUGAUUCAUUUGUAAACAAACGUAAGAGAACAUUGUCCAAUUGGGCAACUGAUGACCAUCCUUCCCCUCCCCCCCUCCCCCACCCCGUUUUUUUUCUCCCAUCUCUGGCGUGACGGAAACAUUCCAAUUCUGGUUAAGGUUAUACCAAAUAUCCAAACUACUCAUACUAAAAGACGUGACGAUAUAGGUAAACCGAAACAACGGAUCGGGGUUAUUCGCCUGAAAAUAAGGAGCCAAAAAUUACACCCUGUGACUAUGGUGUAAACAGUAAUCUACCUACAAGUGCACAGAAACCGAGGAUAACUAUUUAUUGUCGUUAUAAAACUUCGACGAUAGAAUCUGGGUAGUUCUCUGAACAACUCGUGACUCGAACUUUAUCUCGUGCUAUUAACACGCAAACUCUUUUAAUAGACCUAAAACAUAAAAGACUCAAACUCAAAGUAGUCGUUCAGUUUCACUCGCCGUUUUUGGCUUGUCUUCCGGUUUGGGCCAGAAUUCAAAGGCUACCCAACGACCGAAUGCUUCGAAAUACGUCAGAGGUGCCUCAAAUAGUUCCCUCUUUGCUUUUAAUAGAAGCCUAAUUGGUUAAUCUGAAGUUGACAACUAUCUAUCUGUUCGGAUGUCUUCGGGGGAACUUUGGUCGUCUCAAACGUUUUAAGUGACUUUUUCGUCUCAUCUGAAACUGUCAGCUACCCUAAUGUUCCGGUUGAAAGUUCGAGGAAAUGGAGUAGCCAUACUUUCAUUAGAAGAUUCCAGCCGUCUUUUAAACAAUAGUCAUCGCAAUAACUUGGUAAUAAAAUGGAAAAAUAAACCUCCGAAAAUUGUAAGUAAGUUAGUAAAUUAAAGGAAACCUCUGAAUGACUUAGACGAAUGGAACAGUGAUACAGAAAUUUUUAACCUUUCUCGAGCUUUCGAGUCGUUUCGUGUACCUGAGAAUUUGUGUUGAGAAAAUCACUUUGGGAGGCUUUUGGCAGACUAAAAGGUCUACUUACCUUAGCAAGGAAAAGUAGGAUUCGAAAUCUGCUAAACACUGAACAACCCUGAACAAACGGGGCAACGAACGGGGAAGACUUUGAGCGCUUUCCUAAACUCAAAUCUGUCCAGUCAUAUUGAAAAUGAAAUAUUAGUCUUUCCGCGAAAUAAUUACUAAAAACAACUUGUCAAAGCAAUGCAUACCAUUUAGAAAACAAACUGAUCUGGCUGGACAGUCCUGAUCAAUGGUGAAUUCUCCUAACGACUGGACUAGUUCUGACAAAUGAUAAGUCGAGAUAAGCGCCCUUUUGAACAGCAUUUAUAGAUCAGUCACAUCAAACGAAGAGUGAAGUUGAAGUUCAACAAAAUUAAUUGAUCACUGUCUAAAGAUAAAUGCAAAGUAACCCAUUCAUAAGAAGAUGAGAUAAAAGAUAGCUGAGUAAAGCUUUUCCAUGAGGAGACACCAGAUGUAUGUUCUAGCUAUUGCGAUAGUGUCGGCCAAAAAUAAAAAUAGAUAAGCGAUGUUCUUUGCACUGGCUCUACAUAAAUACCGUGCUCUUGUUGACCUUAGACAAAAAUAAUAUUAUUAGCGGCACAGCUUAGCUUCAUUGACAUAAGGAACUUAGCACCAAUUUACCGGCAGUAACAUUAGAGGAUUGAAGCGCCUACAACCCCGGUGUGAGGGGGAAGGCGGGCCGGGGGAAAUCGACAAAGUGUCCCGACUAUUUUGUCCGAAGUUGUAUCUCCCGUGCAGGUGCCCCAAGGUGGGGGUGUGGUCCGAAAAGUUUCAAUCAGUGUUAAUUGUUUCGUGAAAUUUAUUUGCCAGGCCAGAGAUCGAGAAAGAAACGCUACACAGCAAGUCGAGGAUCUAACGGAAAAGGUCCAGCAAGCGGAAAAAGAUCUGCGGCAUCUCGAACAGAAAGACGAAAGUGCCAGCGAACGAGAGCAGGAGACGGAAGAGAAAGUAAGCUUCCUUCAGCAGCAGGUGAAAGAGAUGCAAGCCGGAGCGGAGGACCAGGAAAGAAAAAUUCCCCCGCUAGAACGAGUGAGAGAACAACUGUCUGCAGAGAUCCUCGACACUAAAAAGAAGGUUAAAGAGGUACAGAAGGAAAUGGAAGACAUGGAGGCAUUGGUGGGUGAUUCCAUCAGCGAUGACGAAGGUGAUUUCGCGGGGAAGAAAACACCUCCGUCUACAACUGCGUCGACGAAAGAAACGCGACAAGAAGAUGAGGAAGACGAAGGCGAAGACGAGCCAAAAGAAGAAAGUGAAGAAGACGAGGACUGAAUUACAAAAUAAACAAUAGAUCACAUAAAAUCUAGUUAAGUUUACUUUUUUUCUGUUGUUGUAGAAGUUUAAGGCGCUCAUCAAAGACCUUUCCAAUCAUCAACUCACCCUGCAAAGGCUAACCCCGUUCCCAGGGCUCUCUCUCCCGCUCCGAGAAACGAGUAAGAGAGAGAACUGGGAACAAGGUUGUCAAGGUCAGUUGAGGUUACUCUUAAAGGAAGAUGUGGGCUGUCCUAAGGGUUAAUUUCCACUGUCGCGUAAUUUUUACGUGCGUACGUGCGUAAAAUUUACGUUCGCGCGAAAUCGUAAAAGACCAAGGUCGCUCAACUUCAAGUCUGAGCGCGACACAUCAUACCUUGCCUCUUUAUUUAUUUACAAGAGUAAAAUUUACGUGCGUGUACACGCAAGUAAAAAUUACGCGACAGAGGAAAUCCACCCUAAGUCCUUCCUAAAUCAAUGCUGGUUUUGGAAUCCUUACUGAAGUUUGAUUGAGUUUUCAAACAAAUUGUUUAUAAGGUCAACUCCAAAACGAGGUCUCCCUCGUUGAGCACGAGUUUAGAAACUCUCGGAAUAGAGGCCUUAGAAACGCGGUACAUGUUCAUAUCCUCUUAGCACUGUAGCGCAGAUAAUAAACAAGAGUAUAGGAUGAGUAAAAGCCCUCUUUGGUUGAUUUCAUCACAAGUACAAACUCGUAAUAGAACUUCGGGCCUUAAUUCACGAGAGAAAGGAUAAACAAAGCGGAUAAUGAAACCAUUAUCCUUUCUCGGACAUAAACUAUACUAAUUGAGCAUUUCUUUUCUUUUCUUUUUCUUUUUUUUUUUUGAGGUUGAUGGUCAAAAGUGGUUAUGCUUUUUUGCGUUGAUUUGCUUCCUCUUUUGUACUUUGUAGAUGCCUAAAAUAAGCGCGCCUCUACUUUUAAAUCCCUCCAAGAGGGUCCUGAAAGACACUGAAAAUCCACAACCAUCGUGACUUUUAACCGAUAAGCAUCAGCUAUGAUUGGUUUGUUUUAAAAAAAGUUCCACUUCAGCUAUGAUUGGCUAGUUUUUAAUACAUUUUUUCCUUAAAGGAUUUACUGGAC
Porites lobata is the source of this 4591-nucleotide messenger RNA. The record is from the annotation of a GenBank genome assembly. NCBI's taxonomy places the organism in Eukaryota, Metazoa, Cnidaria, Anthozoa, Scleractinia, Poritidae.